AUGGCAUUGUGUUCAGCACUGAUGACUAUUUUCACCAUCAAGAUGGGUACAGCAAAACAAGCUUUUGAUCAGGGGAGAUCUCCAGUUAUAAUAGACAACACUAAUACACAAGCUUGGGAAAUGAAACCGUAUGUGGAAAUGGCCAUAGGAAAAGGAUACAGAGUAGAGUUUCAUGAACCUGAAACUUGGUGGAAAUUUGAUCCCGAAGAAUUAGAAAAGAGGAAUAAACAUGGUGUGUCUCGACAGAAGAUUGCUCAGAUGUUGGAUCGUUAUGAGUAUCAAAUGUCCAUCUCUAUUGUAAUGAAUUCAGUGGAACCGCCACACAAAAGCACACAAAGACCUCCUCCUCCACAGGGGAGACAGAGAGAAAGAGUUUUGGAGAAAACUGGACACAGGCUCAGCAAAACCCAACAGAAGAAAAACAGAAAAAGAAAUAAAAAGCAGAACAGCCACAGUAAAAUCAUGGAGGAAAACUCAUUUGAAACCUUAAAUUAUCUUACACCAGGAGAUCAGGACCCAUUUCAGAAUGAAGAGGAAGACUUCGAAGAGACCAAAAGAGAAUCAGAUGGUCCAGGAAAUAAAAUAGGAGAUUUUGUGAAUGGCUAUAAAGAAGAAAGAAGGGAAAACAUUGAUCCUAAAGACAGUUUUCCAAAUGUUAUGUCUGUAGUUGAGUUAGACAACACAUCAAAUAAUCACCUCCCUAGGGAAGGUGAUGAUUUAUUUCUAAGUUUGCCAUCAAUGCCAAAUGGAAGCUCUGUUACUUGUCCAACAGUAACUCAAAAUCUUUCCUGUGUAACAAGUAACAACUGCUCUGGUAUGAAGGUAAAAAAGCAUAUUGGAAAUAGGCAUACCAUGACAUUAAACAUCCAGAACCUAUUUGCUGAAACCCCAUGCUUAUUUAUUCAGAAGAAGGAGAUGGUAGAUAAAAGUUUCUCAAAUGAACCAGUUCUGUGCCAUCAACAUGGAUCCAGAACUUCAGAUAAAGUUGUAAGAGAGGAACAAGGAGUAUAUGCAACUAAAAACAAUUAUCAGGCUUUUUUCACAACCAGUUUCUCUGGUGAAGAAUUACAGCUGGACUUUAAUAGACAACCCUAUUUUGAUCGCUGGCCUGAGGGACCUCACAAGUUUAUAUGUGAACAGAGACCAAAGAAAGAUAGAUCACAUAAGCAGGCCUGUCCUGACAGCAGGGGGCAAUUGACUAAAUUGAUCUUCACUUUUGGAGGAGCAUCAGGACCAGAAAGCAGUCCAGAAAUAUUGAUAGAGGAGAAACGACUGAUAGAAAAUGAAGAUUUGUCACCUCCAACUGAAACUUUAGAUUCAUUCAUAGAAACAGAAACAAAUAUCUUCAGAAGCUGUUUACCUCAACUGGAUAUCCCAAAAAGUGCCUUAGAAUCAACAAAGAAUAAGAAAAAGAGGCAGAAAAGGAUUCUCAACUUGGUACCAAACUUUAACUUAUUGGGACAGAGUCAUAUCAAUGCAAAAGAAAGAAAGAAACAUGGUCUGUUAGCAGAAAGCCAUGAACUGAAAAUUAUUUUGGGAGAAGAGAAAGAUAGAAUUUCAGAAAUAAAUAACAAAGAGGAUAAUAAGCAAAAACUUAUGACCUUCAAUCAUCAUCUAUCAUGGUUUUAUCUUGAUAUUAUCAAAGAUCCCCCUCUAAAUAUUGGUGGGCAAUUUUAUUUUCAUUGUCUGUCAUUUAACAGACUAAGGCACGCUGCAUAUUUUUGCAAAGACUCUGUUCCUUCUGUUGUGCUGCAUCAUAUAUCUAGCUUUUGGAAGGUGUCUUUUACAAACAAGAAACCAUUUUUGACUUUCAAAUCUCAUACAAGAGUAGGUAGUAAACUAAAUGGCGUAGGGAUUAUUUCUACAGACAUUUUAAGUAGCCAGCCUGAUACUUUGGGCUCUUUGAGGGUCACUUCUGAUCUUUACUUUUUAAAUGAAAGGUUUGGUGAAAAACUGAAGAGAUGGGAAGAACCUAAGCCAUUACAGUGCUUAUCAGCAGAGGAUAAUCAAGAUUUAACAAGCACUGGCUUUAAUUCCUUUGGGCUACCGUUAUCACAAGGGUUUGUCUUUCAACAAGUACAGCUUUUUGGAUCUCUUGAAGUUCCAGUGGAAUCCUUGUUGCCUGAUGACUAUGUGGUUCCCCUUGACUGGAAGACACUGAAGAUAAUCUAUUUGCAAUGGCAAACGUCAAUAGAGUUGAGUUCUCCAGUCUUCGUGGUGCUGCUGAAGAUCCUGAUCGUGGAGAAAAGUCAGAGUGCUCAGUGUCAACCCAAAGGAUUCUUACCCAUUGAAUACCAAAAUUGGUUUGGAUAACCUGUCCAACCAUUCUUGAUAAGUUAUCUGCAUAAUAAAAAACUCAACGGAAGAGGUAA
This is a messenger RNA of Galeopterus variegatus (Sunda flying lemur), 2372 nucleotides long. It is a transcript of the gene N4BP2L2, whose product is annotated as NEDD4 binding protein 2-like 2. Gene Ontology annotation, molecular function: transcription corepressor activity. The record is from RefSeq and is a predicted model, not a curated record. The transcript has 7 exons. Bases 1 to 2313 code for a protein of 770 amino acids. Gene Ontology annotation, biological process: negative regulation of transcription by RNA polymerase II. Lineage: Eukaryota; Metazoa; Chordata; Mammalia; Dermoptera; Cynocephalidae. Gene Ontology annotation, cellular component: nucleus.